AUGCUUUGGGCCUUGCUAUGUUCCUGUUUCAAAUUCCAGUUCGGUGAGUUGAUGCGCCUGGAAAAAGGACAAGAAGAAAUGUAUAAAGGGAGGAAACAUGUCGACUCAUUUUCUUUCACUCAAACACAUCAUCAAGUCUCAAGUCAACAACCCCAAGCUACUCCAGUGAACCAAUUCUCAAUCUCAACAAUCAAGAUGUUCCAACUCAAGACCCUUAUCACCCUCCUCGCUUUGGGAGGUUUCUCCGCUAUGGCUGCCCCCACAGAAAAUGUGCCUGUCUCAGAGCACAGCGGAAUCUCUCGCCGAGAGGAUGCCUCCGUCUAUGCCUGUGAGCACAUCAACUACCUACUGGGACUAAACACUAAAUUAACAGCACACCAUGAAAUCAACUUCCCCUCCAACUGGGACAACAAGAUUAGUGACAUCAAGAACAACAACAAGAAUGCCUUGAAAUGCAGAUGGUACGUGAAUCGAGACUGCCAGGGAAGCAGCUACGACACCCAGGAGAACCAGAAGCUCAACGAUGGAAACGGCAACUUCAACGACUCGAUCAGCUCUUGGAAGUGUUGCCACAAGGGAGGCUGCUUCGGCAACCGUGUAGCGGGCAACAGCACUGAGAUUGAGAACAGCAACGCCGAGAUCAAGGCUCAUGUGUAA
This is a messenger RNA of Podospora pseudopauciseta, 657 nucleotides long. RefSeq lists its product as uncharacterized. The record is from RefSeq and is a predicted model, not a curated record. Bases 1 to 657 code for a protein of 218 amino acids. The transcript is spliced from 3 exons. Lineage: Eukaryota; Fungi; Ascomycota; Sordariomycetes; Sordariales; Podosporaceae.